Molecule: messenger RNA, 765 nt
Organism: Ochlerotatus camptorhynchus
Lineage: Eukaryota; Metazoa; Arthropoda; Insecta; Diptera; Culicidae
Exons: 3
Coding region: 1-765 (254 amino acids)
Molecular function (GO): nucleic acid binding; zinc ion binding
Source: RefSeq, a predicted model, not a curated record
AUGGCGGUCCGUUCCACCAUCGUUACUGGUUUCGAAGUUUGCCAUCCGGAUAAUCGCGCUGCAAACGAGGAGGAGUACAAUGAAGAAGAGGACAACGAGGAGGAGGACAACGCGGAAGAGGCACUGGAUGAAGAAAUCUGGAUUUUGCAGAAGAAGAAGAAGAUCGCAGACCUGCGUCGGGAGCUGGCCAGCAACGAAUUUCUGUAUGCCCGACCACCAGAUUUCCAGGAUGUAAAAUGCCUGGUUCCACUGUUUGCUGGCAGCGACUCCUACGUUCCACAGAAAAUCGUCAACAAGCUCAAGAAAACUACGUACAUCAACAGCAAGACCUCGGUUAUGGGAUACAUCCUCAAGAUGCAAGAGAUUGCUUCACGUGCAGACAUUGACGAGGCCCAGACCGUACAGAUGAUCGUCGACGGAUUCCGUGAUCGUUCCGCCGAUAUUUCCGUCCUCUAUCCGGCCAAGCACAUGAUGCAACUGAAACAACUAGCCCGACGAUAUACGCAGCUCCGUGAAAUACGUUCCAGUUCCGUUCGUGAUACUCUAUCUGUUCCGGCACGCAACAAAUCGAAGGCUAAGGGUGGUUCCGAUUCCGAAUUACGAUGCUACAAUUGUUCCGGCAAAGGACACGUUUCCGCUCGCUGUCCAGAGCCUCGCCGAGAGCCAGGAUCCUGCUUCCGUUGUGGUUCUAGAGAACACAUCAUCAAGAACUGUCCCAAACCAUCGCCACGCAAUAAGGAUGAAGCGAUCCGCAGUACCCAGUGA